UUUCCACGCCGCUUUCUUUCGAAAUCCAUUUAUUUAUUUACGACCGGCGAGUUUCGAUUCCAAAGCCAAUCUCCACUACCAGUCUGCCAUCUACGCCGGUGCUUGGCACCGCCGAUCGGGUACAGACAGAAAUGGGUUCCCACCUCUACCAAUAUCGCCUUUCUUUACUCACUUUUCUCUCUCUCGUCCUUCUCGUUCACUCCAACCUGAAUCUCGAACCUUCAGAUUUCGAUGCUCUCUCUCUUAUCCACAAAGACUUGGGUGGUUUCAACAGUCAACGCUAUUUAUCAGAGAAUCCGUGUUAUUCGGCCGCUGGUAUCUUCUGCGAGAGGAGAUUCUUCGGUGACUCGCCGGUGCUCCGCAUCACAAGAAUUGUCUUGGAAUCGCAGCAGCUCGAUGGAUUUCUUUCUCCUGCAAUCGGUCGUCUCACGGAACUCAGAGAGCUCUCUCUCCCUGACAAUCACCUCGUUGACAAAAUUCCUCGACAAAUCAUUGAUUGCCGGAAAUUGCAAAUCCUAAACCUGCGAAACAACCGCUUUUCUGGCAGAAUCCCAUCAGAACUCUCCUCUCUCGUAAGCCUCCGAUCCCUUGAUCUAUCUUCAAAUAGCUUUUCGGGCGAUUUGAGCUUUCUGAAACAUUUUCCCAAACUAGAAAAUCUUUCCCUUGCCGACAAUCUGUUCACCGGAAAAAUACCGGCAUCCUUGCGUUCUUUUCGAAAUCUCAGAUUUCUUGAUCUAUCCGGGAACGAAUUCCUGCAAGGUCCGGUGCCUAAGUCGCUGAACCGGGUCCAACACUCGAAAUCCGGUUUAGGGAUGAAGAAUAUUCUCCCUAAGCGUUACAUACUCGCUGAGAAUAAUACGAUAAAGAAUCACACCAAUUCUACCGUGAAGCCGCCUCUCAGUAAAACUAAUUCCAGUACAACCGAUUCUAAUGAAGCCAAAGCUCCUUCGUCUUCAGAAAAAACCCAUAAGCAGGACACGAGCAAAAAGAAGCUCAAGGGCUGGAUCUUCGGAUUCCUUGCCGGUGUGACUAUAGGACUGAUAUCUGGAUUGAUUGUGUCUUUAUUGUUUAAAUUACUACUCAUUUGCAUAAGAGGCAGGGUCAAAGACCCGGGCCUUGCUAUCUUUAGUUCACUGAUUAAGAAGGCCGAAGAUUUAGCAUUCUUGGAAAAAGAAGAUGGGCUUACAUCUCUGGAGAUCAUUGGACGAGGAGGAUGCGGAGAGGUUUACAAGGCUGAAUUGCCGGGAAGCCAAGGGAAAAUUAUAGCAAUCAAGAAGGUAAUACAGCCCAACCCCAUCGAUGCAAUUGAACUAGCAGAGGAAGACAGUAAGCUUUUGACGAAGAAGAUGAGGCAAAUUCGUUCGGAAAUCCAAACUGUGGGUCAGAUUCGGCACCGAAACCUGCUCCCUCUGCUAGCCCAUGUGCCACGACCCGAUUGCCACUACCUGGUGUAUGAAUACAUGAAGAAUGGGAGCUUACAAGACAUGUUGAAUAAGGUAUCAGAAGGGAAGAGAGAACUGGAUUGGUUGGCACGACACAACAUUGCGUUGGGAGUGGCCGCCGGCCUUGAGUAUCUCCAUAUGCACCACAACCCUCGUAUAAUUCACAGAGAUCUCAAGCCUGGAAACAUACUUCUCGACGAUGAUAUGGAGGCACGCAUCGCUGAUUUUGGGCUAGCGAAGGCGUUACCAGAGAUGAACACCCAUGUCACAACCUCCAAUGUGGCUGGGACUGUUGGAUAUAUUGCACCUGAGUACCACCAGACACUCAAAUUUACAGACAAGUGUGACAUUUACAGCUUUGGCGUCAUUCUAGCAGUGUUGGUUCUGGGCAAACUGCCUUCAGAUAACUUCUUUCAGACCACAAAGGAAAUGAGCCUGGUCAAAUGGCUCAGAAACCAAAUGAUCUCUGAGAAUCCGGGCGCGGCCAUCGAUCCCAAGCUGAAGGGGAAUGGGUACGAGAACCAAAUGCUGCUGGUUCUCAAAAUUGCUUGCUUCUGCACUGUGGAUGAUCCAAAGGAGAGACCCAACAGCAAGGAAGUAAGGACUAUGCUGUUUCAAAUCAAGCAUGAAACAUAGUACCCUGUCCAAUGGUGAACCGUGAAUGUAAUUAUAUAUAUAUAUAUAUAUAUAUGUCGGUGUAUUGUUUUGUGGUUUUAGCGUUAUGUUGGAAAUUAGUUGGCUGUUAGUUAUUUUUAUCGUAGCAUAUUAGUAUGAGAUUUGUUUGAUGAUCAAAGAGCUCCAUCAAUGUAAAAAAUAUAAUUUUAAUUUUAGGAUUUCCAUGUCCUUUGCUUAAA
Messenger RNA from Nelumbo nucifera (sacred lotus), 2296 nucleotides. Lineage: Eukaryota; Viridiplantae; Streptophyta; Magnoliopsida; Proteales; Nelumbonaceae. The record is from RefSeq and is a predicted model, not a curated record.